This is a messenger RNA of Carlito syrichta (Philippine tarsier), 1949 nucleotides long. RefSeq names its product ETS variant 6 (gene ETV6). Gene Ontology annotation, biological process: cell differentiation; regulation of transcription by RNA polymerase II. Gene Ontology annotation, molecular function: sequence-specific DNA binding; DNA-binding transcription factor activity, RNA polymerase II-specific. Lineage: Eukaryota; Metazoa; Chordata; Mammalia; Primates; Tarsiidae. Gene Ontology annotation, cellular component: nucleus. Bases 111 to 1343 code for a protein of 410 amino acids. The transcript has 8 exons. The record is from RefSeq and is a predicted model, not a curated record.
CUCAGUGUAGCUGUAAGCAGGAACGAAUUUCAUAUACACCUCCAGAGAGCCCAGUGCCGAGUUACGCUUCCUCGACUCCACUUCAUGUUCCAGUGCCUCGAGCGCUCAGGAUGGAGGAAGACUCAAUCCGCCUGCCUGCGCACCUGCGCUUGCAGCCAAUUUACUGGAGCAGGGAUGACGUAGCCCAGUGGCUCAAGUGGGCUGAAAAUGAGUUUUCUUUAAGGCCAAUUGACAGCAACACAUUUGAAAUGAAUGGCAAAGCUCUCCUGCUGCUGACCAAAGAGGACUUUCGCUAUCGAUCUCCUCAUUCAGGUGAUGUGCUCUAUGAACUCCUUCAGCAUAUUCUGAAGCAGAGGAAACCUCGGAUUCUUUUUUCACCAUUCUUCCACCCUGGAAACUCUAUACACACACAGCCGGAGGUCAUAUUGCAUCAGAACCACGAGGAAGAUAACUGUGUCCAGAGGACCCCCAGGCCGUCGGUGGAGAGCGUGCACCACAACCCUCCCACCAUUGAACUGUUGCACCGCUCCAGGUCGCCCAUCACGACAAACCACCGGCCCUCUCCCGACCCCGAGCAGCGGCCCCUCCGGUCCCCCCUGGACAACAUGAUCCGCCGCCUCUCCCCGGCUGAGAGGGCCCAGGGACCGAGGCUGCACCAGGAGAACAACCACCAGGAGUCCUACCCCCUGUCCGUGUCUCCCAUGGAGAAUAAUCACUGCCCGCCGUCCUCCGAGUCCCACCCGAAGCCAUCCAGCCCCCGGCAAGAGAGCACACGGGUGAUCCAGCUGAUGCCCAGCCCCAUCAUGCACCCUCUGAUCCUGAACCCCCGGCACUCGGUGGAUUUCAAACAGUCCAGGCUCUCCGAGGACGGGCUGCACAGGGAAGGGAAGCCCAUCAACCUCUCGCAUCGGGAAGACCUGGCUUACAUGAACCACAUCAUGGUCUCGGUCUCCCCGCCCGAAGAGCACGCCAUGCCCAUUGGGAGAAUAGCAGACUGUAGACUGCUUUGGGAUUACGUCUAUCAGUUGCUUUCUGACAGCCGGUACGAAAACUUCAUCCGAUGGGAGGACAAAGAAUCCAAAAUAUUCCGGAUAGUGGAUCCCAAUGGACUUGCUCGACUGUGGGGAAACCAUAAGAACAGAACAAACAUGACCUAUGAGAAAAUGUCCAGAGCCCUGCGCCACUACUACAAACUAAACAUUAUCAGGAAGGAGCCAGGACAAAGGCUUUUGUUCAGGUUUAUGAAAACCCCAGAUGAAAUAAUGAGUGGCCGAACAGACCGUCUGGAACACCUUGAGUCCCAGGAGCUGGAUGAACAAAUAUACCAAGAAGAUGAAUGCUGAAGGAACCAACACUCCACCUCAGCAAGCUGGCAGCCCAGGGAACCCCUGCCCUCCGAGAUUGCUAGAGGCGUGACAGCACAGGCGGGCUGAGGAGAGUGGAAGAGGAAGAGACCCCAGAAAUGGCAGGGACACUUCCCUUGCAGACCAAGCGGGACCUCAGAGCACCUUAGACAAACCACCCAGCAAAGGCGGGGCUGGAGUUCUGGCCGAGGGCAUGAGCCUGGGACUCGCAUGUCACGUUUCCUUCUUUGGAAUCUCUCAUCUGUGAUUCCUCACCCUCACCCUUCCACCAUUGUUAGUUUCAUGGUGUUUUUUUGUUUUGUUUUUUUUUUUAAGAACAUGCAGUUUGACUUUCAUCAUUCAUAUAGGGGAAGACAUCUGAUGUUGUUUUCCUAUGGAAAUAUAUAUCUGUUAUAUAUAUAUAUUUUUUGCAAAUCUCACAAAGUACGGCAAGCCCAGCUGGUCAGGAAAGAAAAUACUUGCGGAAGGGUUUAGGUUCCUCUUUUUCCUGCCACAUGGAUCAGGUUUGUUCCUGUUACUGUUGGGUCUUGGCUGAAAAAAAGAAAAAAAAAAAGAUGCUUUUUAAAAAGAUCAAGUGAAAAGGAG